Pantherophis guttatus is the source of this 3817-nucleotide messenger RNA. The record is from RefSeq and is a predicted model, not a curated record. Lineage: Eukaryota; Metazoa; Chordata; Lepidosauria; Squamata; Colubridae.
AUGAAGGAACUGGGUAGAGGUAGCCUUCUGGAAAGUUUGAGAGGACGUAUAACUCUUCAAGUGCACGAAGGAGAUUCUGGAGUGUGUGGUUAUGAACUGGAAAUUCAACCUUAUUUCCAUUGGGAAGAUGUUCAUGCAUCAAACGUUCAGACCAGCAAAAGAUGUGACACCGUGACUCUUGAAAAAGUAUCAUCUGGGAAAAAAGCAGCAGCUACAGCAAAAGAAAAAUAUUCCUUACAGGAGUUUGAUGCAGAAUGUAUGUCACUGUUUAAAGUGGCCAAUUUUAAAUCCUCGAAAAGACCUCAGGUGAUUGAUGUAGAAACUGCAGUUCAUGCUAAAAAGGAUGGCAGCACUUCAGAUUGCUUUUCAACAAACCUAUCACCAUUUCUUGAAGCUACAGGUCAGAAAAGUUUGUCAGAUGAGAAUCAAGAAAAUAUGGGUGCAGCCCUCAACACAAAUAUUCAAGGAAGGGCUUGUAUCAAUCCUGAAAAGGCUACGACAAAAAUAAUUCAUCCUGCUCCUGAAAAUUGUAUACCAAAUGGACAGUGUGUGGAUUCUGGCUAUGGCUGUUUUGCAGAUGAUUCAUAUCUUUCAUCUUUAUUUUAUCUACCAGUGCCAGAGAUUGAUUUGUUUAGAUUUUCUGAAACAAAUGCAGAUGAAAACUUUUCCUGGGGAAAAGACAUCCAGAUGAAUGUAGCAAGACUUCUGUCACAGUCCCCGCCAUCUCUGGACGAAUGGUUUGCUUCUGAGGAAAAGAGGGUGAAUGAAGGCCUGGCGCUUGAUUCCUUACAGCAAUGUGUUUCCAGCAAGUCUAAAGACAAUAUUUCAGAGAAAAAUGUAUGCUUCAAGAAUGUGCCCAUUUUACCUCAGAACAGCUGUGAACUCUUAAAUACCCGUAAAUUGUGUUCAGUGGAUACCUGUCCUUUGGAAACAAAUAAAAUUCCAGAUACUUUCCUUAGCAGUAUAAAUGAUCUUAGCUGGGAUGACAUCUUUGAAGUUGAAACCGAAGAAGAGAAUGGAAUUCAAGGGUCAAAAGUAAACAAUAGUCCACUGCUGAAUUCUUUGAAAAGGAAUAAUGGUAAAAGUUGUGAAAAAACAUGCAAACCACCUGGAAGAAAUGUAAACCCUGAGGAAGAUUGUUCUAUGCAUUUAUUGGGAAGUCAUGCACAGACCAACCAUCCACCAGUUGAAAAAAUGGGGGCACCUUCAGAAUUAUCUGGCUUGUGUAGUCAAGCCAACAUGCAGAGUAAUAGACCAAGAACUCCUGAAUGGCAAUUUUCUGACCCACUUGCUUCUGUUCGCAAUACAAAUCCCACAACAUCAUUGACACCACAUAGAGAUGAAGUAGAAGUCCCUGGUGAACUUGAUCAUGGAAGCAAAGCAAAUCCCCAUGAUUAUGAGCAGCUGUAUAAUGCUUCUGAGGAUUUGUUCUCUGUUAACUUUGAUCUUGGAUUUUCUUUUCAAGAGUCAGAAGACGAUGCCUUAGAGCAGAUGAAUCCCAUGAAAAAUAAGGGGAGCCCUGCAGCUGGUCAUUCCAACAGGGUUGAAGCCUUGUUCUCAAAUAGUAGUUUGGUAAAUAAAUAUCCCGGUAAUGAAUGUUUUAAUAAUGUGACUAAAUCUUCUACACCAUUAAACAUGCAAAACCACAAUCCUGGUCUAGCUGCUAUUUCUUUGGCAUCUCCUUUCACACCAGCAACUCACAGAUUUUACCAGUCACCAAACCACGUAAAAACUGUGUGUUCAACACCAACAGGUGGACAAAUGAUACAUACUUCUUGCUCUAGAAAUAAUCAAGAAAGCUCACAUAUGAGAGCUUCAAGAAAAGCAAACACCAGCAUAGUUAAAGUCUUGGCCAAAACGGCUUUUGGAGUAAAGGAUCUUCCAUCCCAUGAACCUGGGGACAGCAGUGAGAAGGAAGAAUUUUCUUUUCUUAACAGAAAAAAGAGAAAAACAAAAAUUUUGAGAACUUCAGAUGUUAGUGACUGUGACAUUGAAUCACCAAUUCAUGCUGUCAAGAAACGGAAACGUCCACUCAUUGCCUCAGAUAUCUCUAGUGAUGAAAGCACAGAUUUUGCUAAGAUAUUAAACCCAGUGUUGCAGAACAGAAAGAACUAUAUCAAGAAGCCAGUUCAAGAUACGAAAAGGCAGAAGAAAGGAGAUAGACCUCUGAUCAAAAAUUUAGCCAAACACUUCAUAGACGAGGAGGCAGAACUUUCUGAAGAUGGGGUGGACAUUUCGUCUGAUGAGAGUAUAAAAUCAGAAGAUGAAUUGAGGUCUUCCCUUGUCCAGUUUCUUGAUGAUGAGACGCAAAUUGCUCAAGAUUUAAAUGAAUCUGAGAUGCAGGCAGUUUAUCUGAAAUCUGUACGCAGUCCAGCUGUUGGCAACAAGUAUAAGAUGGUGCAUAAAGAAUUCAAUCCAAUAACAGUUUUCUCACAGAUUCCAGAGCAAGACGAAUGCUACGUAGAGGACAGCUUCUGUGUUGAGGACAAUGAAGAGGAUAACCCCAAAAGCAGUUCCAGUGAUGAAGACGUGCACAUCAAUUUUGACCUUUUAGGGGAAGAAAGCUUUGUGAACGGGAGAAAACAGUACCAAACCCGUCACAGGAAAAAAAUGAAAGUGGUCCAUGUGAAGCAGAAAACAGGAACUCCAUUAGCCCCAAAGAGGUUAACUAGGGUUCGUAUUCUUAACGGAUCUAGUGAAGAUGAGGAAGCUGAUAAAAAGGAAGAGCAGAUGGAAUCACGAGUCAGUGUUAAAGUUGAUAAGGAUUCUAAUGUUACUUCCUUAACUAAAGACCAGACUCUGCCCCAAAAAUGCUCAGUUCUAAAACCCCAAGAAAGCCAUGCCCAGGUAUGCUUGGCACCAAAAGUUUUUUUGCCGGAACAAUCACAUUUUCCUCUUCAAAGCAAAUAUCAGUGCAAAUCAGAGCUUGUGGGUGAACAGUUCCAGAUUAUACCGAAGCCAGAAACAUCUUUGGGGAACCCUCCUGGACUCUCUUCUUCUUCUUCUUCCUCCUGGACUCUAAAGAAUUCAAAGAACCAAGCACCUCUGUGCAUUCUGGUGGAUAACCAUGAGAUCUCCUCUGGGCCAGAAGUUAUUUCAACCCUGAAAACUGUUCACGGAGUCAAGGUUGAGAUUUGUUCUCUGGGUUCCUGUGAUUAUAUUGUCAGCAACCGUCUGGCGGUGGAAAGGAAGUGCCAGGCAGAAUUGGUCAACAAUAUACAUCACAGUAAAAUGGUCCAGCGGAUGCAACAGCUGAAGAACAAGUUCGAUAGGAUCUGUAUAAUUGUGGAGAAGGAAAGAAUUAGGACAGGAGAGGCAUGGAAGGUAUUCCACAGAACCAAGCACUAUGAUGGCAUGUUAUCAGCAUUCAUUCAGGCAGGAAUCAAAGUGCUCUUCAGUGCCUGCCAAGUGGAAACUGCUGACUUGCUAAAGGAACUAGCUUUGGUGGAACAGCGGAAGAACGCAGCCAUCCGUGUGCCAACAGAAGUGGAGGGACCCCGACAGGAUGUUUUCCGUUUCUAUUUGAGCAUUCCCUGCGUCAGCUAUACCCUGGCUCUGGCCUUGUGCCACCAUUUUGGUUCUUUAAAAGAGGUGGCAAACAGUACCCCAAGGGAGAUGGCAGGCCGCACUCAGGUCAAUCAGCAGAAAGCAGAGGAAGUAUACCGCUACAUCCAAUACACCUUUGACACUCAGAUGUUGCCCAUGAUUGUCACAUGACCCUCUAUAAAUCAAAGUGGGGCAUCCCUUUUAAAAAGAAGCACUUUAUUACUACAUUCCUUCAGUGUAAGAUAUGUAAAUAAAAUUUCAAACAAAACGA